UUUUUUCCUAAAACAUCAAUUAUUUAUUGAAUUACUCACCUUCUGAGUACUCCACCCAUCUUAUGAAUAUAAAUAUAGAGCUAUGGCCUUCUCCCCAAGUUGAUCAAAGUCAUCCCUCCAACCUCUCUCUCUCUCUCUCUCUCUCUCUCUCUCACUGACUCGUUUUGGAGUUAAGUUCUGUAGAAAAUGGCGGCGAAACGCUUAUUUAAUGAAUCCGAAUCGUCCAAGGAAGAUGAUCAGCUAGCUGCAGCUGGCGAGAAAAGGAAGAAACCCAGAUAUUCUUUUGCUUCUGUUAUUGGAGAGGUGGUAAUGGUGAAUUCCUUGCAGAACCUUUUCUCAAACAGCUUGGAACCUUUGCUCAGAAGAGUGGUGAAAGAAGAGGUGGAGAAUGGUCUAAACCGAUUUUCUCAAUUAUCUAUAACCAGAUCACCUUCAUUGCGAAUCCAAGCACCGGAGCCUGCAUCAAGUCUCCGACUGAUUUUCAGUAAGAAACUUUCACUUCCCAUAUUCACUGGAAGUAAGAUUGUGGACAUUGAAAACAACCCACUUCAAGUCCUCCUCGUAGACACAAGUGUUACCGGAGAUCAUCAAAUGGGUCUUGUGCAUUUUCCUCACCCAAUCAAAAUAGAAAUUGUUGUUCUUGACGGGGACUUUCCUCUUGGUGAUUGUGAUGCUUGGACUGCUGAAGAAUAUGAUAGCAAAAUCGUAAAGGAGAGAACUGGCAAGAGGCCAUUGCUUGCCGGAGAGGUAACUAUCACCAUGAGGAAGGGAAUCGCUACUAUUGCUGGAGAUAUAGAGUUCACAGACAACUCAAGCUGGAUCCGGAGCCGGAAAUUCAGGAUCGGUGCAAAAGUUGCUCCGGGAAGCAACUCUCAAGGUGUUAGAAUUUAUGAAGCCAUGACUGAAGCUUUUGUCGUCAAAGAUCAUCGUGGAGAAUUGUACAAGAAGCAUCAUCCACCAAAGUUGGCGGAUGAAGUUUGGCGCCUACAGAAGAUUGGGAAAGAGGGAGCUUUCCAUAAGAAGCUGCAAUCUGAGGGAAUUAACAAUGUACAAGACUUCCUGAAAUUGUCCGUUGUCGACCCCCAAAAACUUAGAAGCAUUUUGGGUGCUGGAAUGUCUGAUAAAAUGUGGGAUGCAACACUAAAGCAUGCUAGGACAUGCGUUUUGGGCAACAAAUUGUACGCUCUAAGGGAAAACAACUUUGCCAUCUUCUUGAAUCCUAUAUGCGAAGUUGUUAAGGCUGAAAUUGAUGGGCAACUUAUAUACCCAACGUCGAGGGAUUUGAACAUAAACAUCAACAGGGCCAAUAUUGAGAGCUUGACAAGGGUAGCGUAUGAAAAUUGGAGUUCCUUGCAAGAGGUGGAUGAGACUGCUAACUUACUAACGCAAGGUGAAACGAUCGAGCAAUAUCCCAACCAUCAAGUAGAAGUACUGAGACCAUUUCACCAUGACACGGGGUAUAGCUUCCUUCCCGAAAGACCUGUUGAUCAUCCUAUGGUCAUGUACGGCGGGUUAGGCAGUGGAUCAGUACAGAGUGGGUGCAGUCAUGACUCGGCAAUAGACUAUAACAUGCCAAUUGAAAAUCCCAUUAUCACGAACUAUAGCAAUAUCUCAGAAUCAUCAGAUGGAGAAGUAAUGAAUCCAAAGUCUUUCUUCAGUUACUGUUGAAGAUAUAUAUAUAGAUAGAUUAUAUGCAUAGAUCUCAGGUGCAUGUAUGUGUGUAUAAAAAAUAUACAUAUAUAGGCAAUAUAUAAUAUAUAUAUAGCACCCAAUAAUGAGGUGUGAUCAUGUUGUUAAUUAAUUAGUUUAGGUGCAAAGGGAACCCCCAAAGUGCACAUGCCUUGCGCAUUUUUAUAGUUUAGUAUUCAAUCAGCCGCAGGUUCUGUAAAUUAAUUAAUAUCUAUAUAUUAGUGAAUUGUCAAAUCAGUUUGAAAAGAAAGCAAUGUAACAAAAGUUUGUUCAUUCUUUUUCAUA
Carya illinoinensis is the source of this 1974-nucleotide messenger RNA. Its product is annotated as protein SAR DEFICIENT 1-like. The transcript is spliced from 7 exons. The coding region runs from base 187 to 1668 and encodes 493 amino acids. Gene Ontology annotation, cellular component: nucleus. Gene Ontology annotation, biological process: regulation of salicylic acid biosynthetic process. Gene Ontology annotation, molecular function: DNA-binding transcription factor activity; calmodulin binding; sequence-specific DNA binding. The record is from RefSeq and is a predicted model, not a curated record. NCBI's taxonomy places the organism in Eukaryota, Viridiplantae, Streptophyta, Magnoliopsida, Fagales, Juglandaceae.